Messenger RNA from Colletotrichum orchidophilum, 930 nucleotides. RefSeq lists its product as uncharacterized. The transcript is spliced from 2 exons. Gene Ontology annotation, cellular component: Dsc E3 ubiquitin ligase complex. The coding region runs from base 1 to 930 and encodes 309 amino acids. Gene Ontology annotation, biological process: protein processing; SREBP signaling pathway. NCBI's taxonomy places the organism in Eukaryota, Fungi, Ascomycota, Sordariomycetes, Glomerellales, Glomerellaceae. The record is from RefSeq and is a predicted model, not a curated record.
AUGAUGCCGCGCCAGAGAUCCUGCCAGGCCGAUCGGUUCCUCUCGGGAAUGACCACGAGGGUGGCAGAGGAGAUCCAGAGCCUUCACACCUCGCUGACGAUGCAGGCGCUAGAGGGUCUAGAAGAAGGCGACGGCGGAAACAUCGAAAGAUCAAUCCGGGCCUGGCAAGGAAUUCGUGUCUAUGGACAACACCACUGGCUUACACCCAAGCCCGACGACUACCCGUUGACUAUGGCGGCGGCCCGGUCCCAGGUCAUAUCGGUGUUUGUCCCGAACUUGCUCUGUAUUCUGCUACACAUAUUUGCAUCCCUACCUGCAGCUGGCGAAGCUGCGCGUGGCUAUCUUCAUGGUGGCGUGAUCGUCGACUUUAUAGGGCAGAAGCCACCAACCUCGAGGCUUGCUUUUCUGGCGCUCGAUUGUGUUAUACUGGCUGUGCAGUGUCUAAUGCUAGCUGUCCAUGCUGAGCGCGAGAAAUUACGACCCAUUGUACGGCCUCUAUUAUUUCGCUUGCCGCCGGCACUAGAAGAAACGAUUGGGUUGAUGUCUACUCAAGAUCACGAUGCUGAGGAACGAGGAGUAUUGAGGGAUGCACCUGGACUGGAGAUGGAAGGUGAAGACGGCGUAGAGCUCCAGCCUCUGCGACCUAAUGGCGAGGCUGAACAUGGCCAAGAGAUUGAACGGAGGCGGUCUUCGAGACGUCGCUCGUCCUUGCAUGCAGCCAGCGGUAUGCAUUUGUUCGACGUCCUCAGUUCAGGUAACGGCGUUUUGGGCGAGUUCCACAUCUCUCACACCAUCAGACACGCUACCACUGAUUAUUGGGGAGCGGCAGGCCACUCGCUUCAAACCCUGGGUUAUACCGCGACAUUGACGAGGUUGUCUGCAAUGAGGAGGAUGCCGCAACUCGAACGCAAUCAGAGGAAUCAGAGGUAG